CCCUUCCCUCCUGGCCGCCGCCGUGUCUCUCCCUGCUCCCCUCACCGCACGGGCGGUGCGCGCGGCGGUGCCGGUUCGGUGCCUAAGAUGGCGUCUAUCAUGGAGGGCCCGCUGAGCAAAUGGACCAAUGUAAUGAAGGGCUGGCAGUACCGCUGGUUCGUGCUGGACUACAACGCCGGGCUCCUCUCCUACUACACGUCAAAAGACAAAAUGAUGAGAGGAUCACGCCGAGGAUGUGUUAGGCUGAGAGGAGCUGUGAUUGGUAUAGACGAUGAGGACGACAGCACCUUCACAAUAACUGUUGAUCAGAAAACCUUCCAUUUUCAGGCUCGAGAUGCUGAUGAGAGGGAGAAGUGGAUCCAUGCUUUAGAGGACACCAUUCUCCGCCAUACCCUCCAGCUGCAGGGUGUGGAUUCAGGGUUUGUUCCCAGCGUUCAUGAUUUUGAUAAGAAACUUACUGAGGCUGAUGCUUACUUACAGAUCUUGAUAGACCAGCUGAAGCUCUUUGAUGAAAAACUCCAGAACUGCAAAGAUGAUGAACAGAGAAAAAAAAUUGAAAGUCUGAAAGAAACCACCAGUAGCAUGGUAGAAUCAAUAAAACACUGCAUUGUCUUGCUACAGAUUGCGAAAGACCAAAAUAAUGAGGAGAAGCACGCAGAUGGACUUAUAAGUACUAUAAACCCAGUCGAUGCAGUGUAUCAGCCCAGCCCUUUGGAACAGCCGGUGAUCAGUGCAAUGCCUUCCCACACUGUUAUACCUCCAGAACCUCAGCUGUGCAAGUCAGAGCAGCGACCCUCAUCCUUACCAGUGGGACCUGUAGUAGCAGCGCUUGGAAAUCAGACUCCAACACCAAACAGUACAGGAAGCGGGCAGUCAGCACCCAGCAGCAGCCUCACAUCUCCAAGCCAUGUCAACCUGUCUCCAAACACAGUGCCGGAUUUUUCUUACUCAAGCAGUGAGGAUGAAUUCUAUGAUGCUGACGAAUUCUAUCAGAGCAGUUCUUCCCCAAAGAGAUGUAUGGAUUCUUCAGGAUCUGCUGCAGUCCUGACUCGCAGCAGCACAGGGAGUAGUUUGAAACGUCCAGAUACCACAGAGUCACUCAAUUCUUCCAUGUCCAAUGGGACAAACGAUGCUGAUCUCUUCGAUCCUCCUGAUGACAGAGAUGAUGAUGCAGAAGGAGAAUCAGUGGAAGAACAUAAGAGUGUUAUCAUGCAUCUCUUGUCACAAGUCAGAUUAGGAAUGGAUCUAACAAAGGUGGUUCUUCCAACGUUUAUCCUGGAAAGAAGAUCACUGUUGGAAAUGUAUGCGGAUUUCUUUGCGCAUCCAGACUUGUUUGUCAGCAUUAGUGACCAGAAGGAUCCAAAAGAAAGAAUGGUUCAAGUGGUUAAAUGGUAUCUCUCAGCUUUUCAUGCGGGAAGAAAAGGGUCAGUUGCAAAAAAGCCUUACAAUCCCAUUCUGGGUGAGAUCUUCCGAUGCCACUGGGUGCUGCCAGGCACUGAAGGUGAAGAUGAUACGGAGCCAGUUUCAGAAGGACCAGUUCCGUGGGUCAGCAAAAGCAGCGUAACAUUUGUGGCAGAGCAGGUCUCUCACCAUCCUCCAAUUUCAGCAUUUUAUGCAGAGUGUUUUAACAAGAGGAUUCAAUUCAAUGCUCACAUAUGGACCAAGUCAAAAUUCUUAGGAAUGUCAAUUGGAGUUCAUAACAUAGGGCAAGGGUGUGUCACAUGCCUGGAUUAUGAUGAACACUAUAUUUUGACCUUUCCUAAUGGUUAUGGAAGGUCUAUUCUCACUGUGCCAUGGAUAGAGCUUGGUGGAGAAUGCAGUAUUAGCUGCUCAAAGACAGGCUAUAAUGCUUCCAUUGUCUUCCACACAAAACCAUUUUACGGAGGAAAGAAGCACAGAAUUACAGCUGAAAUCUUUUCUCCUAAUGACAAGAAACCCUUCUGCUCAGUUGAAGGAGAAUGGAAUGGUGUCAUGUAUGCAAAAUACUCAACUGGGGAGAAUACUGUCUUUAUAGAUACCAAGAAAAUGCCUAUAAUUAAGAAGAAGGUAAGGAAAUUGGAGGACCAAGAGGACUUUGAGUCUCGCUGCUUAUGGAAAGACGUGACCUACAACUUAAAAAUAAGAGACAUUGAUGCAGCUACAGCUGCAAAGCACGCACUUGAAGAAAGACAAAGAGCUGAAGCCAGAGCCAGAAAGGAGAAUGAGACCCCAUGGGAAACAAGGUUAUUCCAUGAAGAUGGAGAAUGCUGGGUUUACGAUGAGCCGCUACUGAAACGACUCGCUGCCAGUAAACACUGAGUGGGUUAGAAAAACAGAAAAUGUUCAGGCCUUGACUUAGCAGAGUUCACAUCUGAUACCAAGACAGUCAUCUGUUGUCACGUACGUAACGUUUGGAGCACCUGUCCCCUCCAGUUACAGUGGUUCCUAUCUCAGGGAUAGCGGACUUAGUGAUGCAGAUAAGCAACUAAACAAAACAGGAAAUGUCUUGGCUGCACGGUGACUUCUGUUGGACUCUGCUGGACUGGUAGUGUAUGCAGGCUGCUGGAGCCCUCCCACUGGUGCUUCUCGAGCAUCUGGGCUGUGACAUACACCUUGUAUAACCACUGUGAAGGCCUUGACAUUUGCUAUCAGAUGCGUUAUAUUCCCGUUUCUUCCACCCACUCUAAUCCUACUGCAACGUUCUUUCUUUGAGGAGAUGUAACUGCUAUUAAACAACCGCUACAGCACUGCAGGAAUGAUGCACAAGACAGCUGGAACAGAACAGCAGCCCCUGCCCUCCCACAGCUGGAGAAGGGAAAGCUCUCUUUUCUUUCCCACCGGAGGAUGGGGCUGUGUGGGGUUGUGACUGAUGGGAGGGGAGUGGGGGGGAGUGGUG
Messenger RNA from Lagopus muta (rock ptarmigan), 2875 nucleotides. RefSeq names its product oxysterol binding protein like 9 (gene OSBPL9). The transcript is spliced from 24 exons. Gene Ontology annotation, molecular function: sterol binding. Gene Ontology annotation, cellular component: membrane; intracellular membrane-bounded organelle; cytosol. Lineage: Eukaryota; Metazoa; Chordata; Aves; Galliformes; Phasianidae. Bases 88 to 2298 code for a protein of 736 amino acids. The record is from RefSeq and is a predicted model, not a curated record.